AUGGCACUAUAUGCUAGAAUCAUUAUCAUGUUUCUGAUUGGGCUUGAGAUGGAUUUUCCUUAUAUAAAGCGUAACUUGCGUGUUGCGAGCAUUAUUGCUGGAGGAAGCAGCUUUGUUUGUACAAUCUUUGCCAUAGCUGUUACCUCCUUUAUAUACGAAGAGACUGGAGCGCAUGGUUCCGCAGUCAUGAUGGCCUUAACAGUAGCCGUGAUAUUAGCUAACACAGCAUCCCCUAUUGUGGUUCGUUUGGCUGCUGAACUCAAGUUUGCUAGUUCAGAUAUUGGGCGGCUGGCCAUAUCUUCCUCAUUGAUUGGUGAUGUCUAUGCUGUAUUUUUGUUGAUCAUAAUUUCAAGAAACAAACAUAAAUACGACUUCUUCUUAUGGAUCAUGUUGGGCAUUGUCUAUUUCCUUAUUGUUGUAGCAGUAAUAGUUCUCAAUAUAUAUGUAGCCAAUUGGCUGAACCGGAGGAAUAGGAAUCAGAAAUAUCUCAAAAACACUGAAAUAUUUGGUCUUUUGGCAAUUGUUAUUGUUGCUGCUACAGCACUUGAAACUAUGGGUUUCAGCAGCAUAAUAGCCUGUUUAAUCAUUGGAUCAAUGUUUCCUAGAGGAGGCAAAGCUGCUCGGACGCUCUUGAUCAAACUCUCAUACUCGGUUAACAACUUCAUACUCCCAAUCUACUUUGGCUACUCUGGAUUUAGGGCAGAUGUCACUUUUAUAAACAGUUUCCGUAACUUCGCCGUAGUUGUCAUAGUUAUCUUAUUGAGCAUUGGUGGAAAAAUUACUGGCACACUUGCUGCUUGUGUUCACCUAAAGAUUCCACUAAAUGAGGGGGUUCUUCUUGCUUUCUUAAUGAACUUGAAGGGCCAUGUUGACUUGCUGACUUUGACCAUUGGCUUAGAGAAUAAAGUCAUGUCCAGCAACACAUUCUAUAAUUUGAUGUUGGCAGCAGUAGUAAUCAAUUCUUUGAUUUGGGGGCCUCUAAUAGCUUUCAUGGUAAAAAGAGAAAGUGAUAUCUUUGGUUAUAGGCAUAUAGCUUUUGAAUCACAAAAUCCAGAGAGUGAGUUGCGACUAAUAACAUGUGUGCAUGGCCCACGAUCUGUGGCAACCAUGGUAGGACUGAUUGCAGCAUCUAAGGGGCCUGAAAAUGUUUCUGUUAGUCCAUAUUUGAUGCACCUUAUCGAGCUCCCUGAGAAAAGCAAAACAAAUUUAAUGUAUCAUCAAAAAGAAGAAGACGAAAUUAGUGAUGAUGAUGAUUAUGGAGGUAAUGAUGUGGUGGAAAUCAAUGAGGCAGUGGAUAUCUUUGGUGCUGAAUCUGGAUUGAUGAUUCAUCAAGUCAAAGUCGUUUCUCCCUAUGCAACCAUGUAUGCAGAUGUAUGCGACUAUGCUAAUGAGAUAAGAGCUUCUAUUAUUAUCCUUCCUUUCCACAAACACCAGAGAAUUGAUGGAAAGCUGGAAAGUGGCAAGGAGGGUAUAAGGGUUACUAAUCAAAAAGUGCUUCGACAUGCCUCAUGUUCGGUUGCCAUUCUCAUUGACCGUGGACUCACAGCUGGUGGCUCCCAUACAUCUAGUUCUGAAUCAUUGCACCAUGUUGCUACUAUAUUUUUUGGUGGACCAGAUGAUCGUGAGGCGUUGGGAUUCAGUAGAAGACUUGGAAUGCACCAUCACGUAAACCUCACAAUUAUUAGGUUCCUCCAUACAUCUGAAAGAAGGCAAACUAUGGGGGUCAAUAUUGCCCAGAACAAAGAGGAUGUUUUGAUGGCAAUAUCAGAUCACGAGACAGAAAGCAACAUAGACAGUGCUGUCCUGACUGAUUUCUACAAUAGGCAUGUAACGACUGGUCAAGUGGGAUACGUAGAGAAGCAUGUGGAAAAUGGUGCCGAUACAGCAUCUGCCCUGAGGGACAUGGCGGACAUGUAUUCAAUGUUUAUUGUUGGAAAGGGUGGUCGAGAUCACUCAAUUUUAACAACAGGUAUGAGUGAUUGGGAAGAAUGCCCUGAGCUAGGUAAGGUAGGGGAUCUGUUAGCAUCUUCAGACUAUAAUGUUAGUGGUUCAGUUUUAGUCAUCCAACAACAUAGAUCUUCAAAGAAUGACAAUCAACAAUAG
Fraxinus pennsylvanica is the source of this 2103-nucleotide messenger RNA. The record is from the annotation of a GenBank genome assembly. Lineage: Eukaryota; Viridiplantae; Streptophyta; Magnoliopsida; Lamiales; Oleaceae.